UGCAUAUUUUCGGUCGUGUCACUGUCAGCUUAGCUCCACAUCUAGCGAAAAUGAGUGUAGAAAGUGAAAAGAAUGAACUCUCCAACGUUGACAAGUCAAGUAUUAUGAGCCAUGAAGGAAAUACAAAGUGGCUUGAUGCUCACAAUGACCCUGUUGCAAGCCUAUAUACCUUCUCAUCAUGUAUGGCCUUUUCGGACAUAUCUGGGGAUGGAGAAGCAAAGCUCGUCAUCGCCGACCUUGGAACAGGAACUUUUGACAUGAAGCUUAAGGUUUACAAAGGAACUACCCUGAUAAGUGAGAAUGCUAUCAUUGAUCUACCAACAGGUGUCUGUACAUUCUACAUGGAUAACAAUGAACCUAGAGUACCAGCUAUUGGUGUAGCAUCAGGUCCAUACUUGUACGUCUACAAGAAUCUGAGGCCUUAUUUCAAGUUUACUCUCCCUCCUCUCGAUGUGAACCCAGUUGAACAAGACUUAUGGAAUCAGGCUAGAGAAGAUAAAAUUGAUGUCACUGUCCUGAGGGAAAUGCUAGAUAGCAUAAGACGAGAAGGAAAUGAGGGAGCCCUAACCGUUAGAUCUCUCAAGUUUUUAAUGUUACAAGACAGGGAACAGAUGGAAUCAUUUGCUAAUUUACAUAAAGUAGGCCAGCUUAAAAGACAGACUGUAAUAACCUGUCUUGAUACAUUGCAUAAGAGCACAUCUGAUGAUGAUGCCAUCAGUUGUUUAGUAGUUGGAACGGAGAGUAGAGAGAUCUAUGUCUUAGACCCAGAGGCUUUCACCAUUCUUACAAAGAUGGCUGUUCCAAGUGUUCCAGUAUUUCUGAGUGUAUCAGGGCUGUAUGAUGUAGAGUUUAGAAUCAUUAUGUCAUGUAGGAAUGGAAAUGUUUAUACACUCAAGAGAGGGAUGAAGAUGGCCAAACUUUGCUUUGAGUUGAAUUCACAACCCGUUGGUCUACAGAGGGUUGGUAAAAACAUCAUAGUUGGCUGCAUGGAUCAGACAUUACAGUGUUACACUACAAAGGGUAAGAAGCUAUGGACAGUAUACCUACCUGCUGCUAUUACUACAAUGGAUCUAAUGGAUCAUAGACAGAAGGGAUUUAAAGCAGUCAUGGUUGCUCUCAGGAAUGGUGAAGUUCACAUCUACAGGGAUAAGUUCCUCAUUAACUCUAUCAAAACAGAGGACAUCAUCACUGGUCUAAAGUUUGGUAGGUUUGGUCGUGAGGAUAGCACCCUUGUAAUGAGUACCAAGCGAGGGGGUCUUAUUGUCAAGAUCCUCAAGAGAAAUGCAGCCUUUGAAGAUAAAGACAUGGUUAGAGGACCUCCGGCUUCACAGCAACAGAAGCUUAAUGUUCCCAAGAAAACCAAGGUCUUUGUAGAUCAGACUAUGAGAGAGAGGGAACAUGGUGUCUCUAUGCAUCGGAUGUUCCAGCAUGACCUGUAUAGGUUACGGCUCACUACAGCUAGAGCGUUUGUGAAGGCCCUAGAUUCAAGCCUCACACCAGUCUCUAAUAACCUCAAUGAACCCAUCAAGCUCUCAGCUCAUGUCCAUGGUAUAGGACCAACAUUCAAGUUGACUGUGAGUUUACAGAACACAUCCUUAAGCAAACCAUCUUUAGGUCUACUUAUCAGCUUCCUGUAUGAUGAGAAGCUGUACUCUCUACAGAAGACCAUGAUCCCAGUACCUAUCCUUGUUCCUGGUCUGAACUACACCUAUGAGACACUGGUAGAAUGCAUGAGUGAUAAAGGAAUAGCUGAUGUUAUAAAGGUAUUUGUUGUUAAAGAAGGCAGAAGUACACCUAUCAUCACAGCAGUUAUCAACAUGCCAGUCAGUGAGACCAUGGUUGUUGUUUGAAGCUCCCGGAAUGAGCCCUUUGACUACUGAGUUCUGUCAUUCCCAUAGGCUUGUAUAUGGACCAUUCUGUUCUAGUAGACCAUGGGUUAACCUGUUGACUACUGAUUUUCUAUGAAUCACUUAGGCUUGGAUAUGGACCAUUCUGUUCCAGUAGACCAUAGGUUAACCUGUUGACUACUGAUUUUCUGUGAAACCCAUAGGCUUGUAUAUGGACCAUUCUGUACUAGUAGACCAUGGGUUAACCUGUUGACUACUGAUUUUCUGUGAAUCACUUAGGCUUGUAUAUGGACCAUUCUGUUCCAGUAGACCAUAGGUUAACCUGUUGACUACUGAUUUUCUGUGAAUCACUUAGGCUUGUAUAUGGACCAUUCUGUUCCAGUAGACCAUAGGUUAACCGGUUGACUACUGAUUUUCCGUGAAUCCCAUAGGCUUGUAUAUGGACCAUACUGUUCCAGUAGUUAAAUGGUUAAGAUAGAAUGCCAGAGCCUGAUAAUAGAAAAAGGCAGAAAAUGAUAUUCUUGUAAAAGUUGGGUUUUGUCCUUCUUUGCACACCCAGUAUAUCAAUGACAAAUGAGUGACAGUCAAAAAAAUGAUGACAGUGAACCAAAAAAGAUCCAAUCCCUUAUGGCUGUUUGAGGGCAAUGACAUAAAAUAAUCAUCUGUUUAUUACAUCUAAUCCCAUGUUCCUCUAUUCUUACAAUAUUUCAUGAGCUACCCAAGUCAUAAUCUUUGGAGAGCAUUAUAACCUUGCAUAAAAAUAAAAAUAAAAACAAAUGGUUUCAGGAAGGUUCAAUUUAUAUUGGUAGAAUUGGCAUUGAAAUAAAGAAAGUAGAAUUUAUCAUUUGUUUAAAAGCCUUGCCAGACCAGAUUGUAUCAUAUCUUUUGUGCUUUAUCAUAUUUUGAAGAAUGUCCAACUAUCUGAAAUAUGGACAUUGAGAAAUCAUGUGAGGUAUGUUUACUGAAUAUUCAAUCAGGGUCUGUGUAUCAAGAUAGUCUGUGGUUGGAAACCAAGUUAAUUAUCUAGUGCCUUUGGUAUCAUCAUGACAAGUGCUAGAUCUAGCUGGAUUAGAUACAUUACAUCAAUUGUCAAAUUGUUUUAUGCACAAUGGUUGACCAGUCCUCAGUGUUUGUCUGAUCCCGAUAGAUUGCUAAUGAUCACAUUCUUCUGAACCUAGGUAAAACUUCCGCAAUGAAUUUAAGAUAUCAGUGAAAUCUUGGUGUGAUGAAAAUGUUUUUUUCUUCAGUGUGUCGCUAACUAUGUUUUAUAGAUAGAAUGAUUUUUUUAAAGACAUCUGAUAGCAGGUUUAACUUAAACUCAGUUUUAAAGUUGUGAUUAAAGUAUGGGAAGCCAAAAGUAUCAAAAUUUUUAUUAAGUUCUAUGUUUCUUAUGUUUACUUUGCUCUUUCCUGAUUCAUCGAUGGUGAAGACAAUCAUCUAUUUAUACUUCCUAGACAAUUAUGAAUGAUUUGAGAGCCAAAUGAGCUCAAGUAUGAUAUCUCUACUGUUAGUGAUUUAUGUAACAAUUGGCUGUCCAUACUUAAACCACAACUUUAAACCUGGGUUUAAGCUAAACCUGCUAUCAGAAUACGGGCCAUAGUAAUUACUAAUUUUUUAAUGCAUUUUUCAAUGUCUCUUCAGGCUUUAUUAGAUACAUGUAUUAUUACCCUGGUCAAUGGUAUGUAUACAAAAGUACAAAAUUCUUUACAGAGUUUCUGUUUGACAAUGUUAAAUGCUUAAUUUUGGUGUCUUAAUAAGCAUGGGUAAAACCUGCUUUCAGGAGUGGGAAUGAAAAAAAUGUCACUGUUUAACAGACAUAUAUUCUGUCUUCAUCCAUGCAUGAUUGUUUGUCUUUGGUUGUGGACAGUGGCACAUUAAAAACAAAAUAUCUUGAUGUAUGUCUUUUCAAGCAACUUUUGUCUGUUUGCUUCAACUUUAAACUUGGAGAAGCAUUUACAGGUUAUAUUUAUCCGUCCAUUCUUUAAAUGCAUUAUAUGAUACCUUUGCCUUGUCUGGGAAUGAGUAGAUAAUCAUUGUUAAAUGAAUACAUUCAUGAAGUGAUUAGUGCCAGUGUGCAUAAUGACUGGUUACCUGUUUGGGGUGAUAAAUCAGAUUCUUAGUCAUUUUAUUCCUAUUCAGCUAAAUUCUGGUAAUUUCAGAUUGAUUUUUUUUUUUAUAAUUGAAUUCAAAUUUUAUUAUUGGUCAAAAUUAUAUUGUUGCAAAUUCACUCCCAGUAGAUUGGAAAAAAUGAGGUAUUUGGCUUAAUAUCAUGCCUAACUUUUGGACAGGUUUAUUAAACCUUGUCCCAUGGUUUUAACAUGGAGACAUAUUUAAUUGAUAUUCAUAAUUCAAUUUGUAAACAAGGAUUGUUAUAGGCUUGAAAUUGAGUUUGAUUUUGCAAUUAAUUGUAUCUUUUAGUUUACAAGGCCUAUUUUUUUUUUCAUACAUUAAUUUCCACUGUGACCCUAUGGAAUUGAUAAUGAAUUUGGUUCUAAUAUGCAAAGAUAUUGGAGAAUUGUGCUUUGAAGUUGUGAUGGAGAUAUUUCACCUUGAAAUUUUAUUGCAAUGUUGUUAUGUACUAAUGAAUUUUUAUUUUUUGGAAGUCUUGCUUUGCUCAUGAAUUGUACAUCAUCAUUUUGAGUAGUUUGUGAAGACUUUGGUAUUCAAAUAGAAAAUAUUCAAAUCAGUUAUGACUUGAUUUUUUUUUCUCCCUGCCUCUGUUCAUAUUGAAAGAGUACUUUCUGAAUAUUUUUCACAUGAAUAUAUUCCAUGGUAUUUCUUUGCAGCAUAACUUAUUGCUAUAAAUGUUCUAUUCUAACUUAAUAUGUAAAUAUAUAUAUUUCAACUUUACAAUGUAUAUAUUGAUUGUUUAAUAUAGUAUUCAUUCAUAGAGAUUAAAAUUUUAUGUCUGAACUCA
Messenger RNA from Lytechinus pictus (painted urchin), 4764 nucleotides. Its product is annotated as Bardet-Biedl syndrome 1 protein-like. Gene Ontology annotation, molecular function: patched binding; smoothened binding. The coding region runs from base 51 to 1850 and encodes 599 amino acids. Gene Ontology annotation, cellular component: centrosome; BBSome; axoneme. Gene Ontology annotation, biological process: protein localization to cilium; non-motile cilium assembly. The record is from RefSeq and is a predicted model, not a curated record. The transcript has 15 exons. NCBI's taxonomy places the organism in Eukaryota, Metazoa, Echinodermata, Echinoidea, Temnopleuroida, Toxopneustidae.